This is a messenger RNA of Syngnathus acus (greater pipefish), 1598 nucleotides long. RefSeq names its product cartilage intermediate layer protein 2-like. Bases 40 to 1566 code for a protein of 508 amino acids. The record is from RefSeq and is a predicted model, not a curated record. The transcript is spliced from 14 exons. Lineage: Eukaryota; Metazoa; Chordata; Actinopteri; Syngnathiformes; Syngnathidae.
GAACAGAAGGGACAGAGCCAACACUCAAGCAUAGCUUGAAUGGAAAAGUCCUACCUUGCUGUACGAAUGACACAUCCAAUGAUGAUAAAAUGGUUGGGCCUGACACUUGUGCUCCUGCAUGCUGGGGGCCAUGUGCAAGCUACCAGUGAUCAAUGCUGGACUUCAUGGUUUGAUCGAGACGACCCUUCUGGUACUGGAGACUAUGAAAUUCUUUAUGAAUUGUACAAAGAAUAUCCAGGGAAGAUAUGUGAACAUCCAAAAGGAAUUGAAGCUAGAACCAUAUUAGGAGAAAGUGUUGGGUCAACAGCCAAUGUGAUUCAAGUAUCUGACACACACACUGGAUUGAUUUGUAGGAACGCUGACCAGCCAGACAAUUGGCCUUGUCAAGAUUAUAAAGUUCGUUUCUUGUGCCCCCUCGAAUUUUGCAAACCAGCAGAAUGCUGGACUCCAUGGUUUGAUCGAGACGACCCUUCUGGUACUGGAGACUAUGAAACUCUUUAUGAAUUGCACAAAGAAUAUCCAGGGAAGAUAUGUGAACGUCCAAGUAGAAUUGAGGUUCUAACGACAUCUGGAGCCAGUGUUGAAUCAACAGGCAAUGCCAUUCAAGUAUCUGACACACACACUGGAUUUAUUUGUCAAAACACUGACCAGCCUUGUGCAGACUAUAAAGUCCGUUUCAUGUGCCCCCUUGAAUUCUCCAAACCAUCAGAAUGCUGGACUCCAUGGAUUAAUCGAGACAGCCCUGGUGGUUCUGGAGACUAUGAAACUCUUCCUAGCCUGCUCAAAGAAUAUCCAGACAAGAUAUGUGAAUAUCCAACUGGAAUUGAGGCCAGAACCGUAUCAGGAGCCAGUGUUGAGUCAACAGGCAAUGCAAUUCAUGCAUCUGACACACGCACUGGAUUUAUUUGUAGAAAUGUUGACCAGCCUUACAAUGGGCUUUGUGCAGAUUAUGAAGUUCGUUUCUCGUGCCCCCUUGAUUUUUGCAGACCAGCAGAAUGCUGGACUCCAUGGAUGAAUCGAGACAGCCCUGGUGGUUUUGGAGACUAUGAAACUCUUUCCGACCUGCAAAAAGAAAAUCCAGGGAAGAUAUGUAAACAUCCAAUUGGAAUUGAGGCCAGGACCGUAUCAGGAGCCAGUGUUGAGUCAACAGGCAAUGUGAUUCAAGUAUCUGACACACGCACUGGAUUUAUUUGUAGAAAUGUUGACCAGCCUUACCAUGGGCUUUGUGCAGAUCAUGAAGUUCGUUUCUCGUGCCCCCUUGAAUUCUGUGAACAUAAAGUGUGCACGACAUCAUGGUUUAAUCAAGACAAACCCAGUGGCACUGGAGAUUAUGAGAUACUUGAUAAAAUCUAUGCUGAAAACCCAGGUGAAAUGUGUCGUCUUCCACUUGCCAUUGAGGCCCAAACUGUAGAUGGAAAGCCUUCCACUUCAACAGGGGACACCAUUGCCGUAGUGGAUAACAAGACUGGGCUCAUCUGUAGAAAUUCUGACCAGAUGAAUGGACGGUGCUCUGAUUAUAAAGUUCGUUUCUUAUGUCCCGUUGAUUUCUGCAGAACAAAGGACUAAUCAUGUGAAAUAAAAAAAAAUUAAAGCAAUCA